AUGGUAGUGUGUUUUGGCGUAGUGUGGGUGGUUUGCAUUCUCGUCGGCUGUGUUCUUUCGUAUCCGGCCGCUGACAAAAGACCCUUUUUUACACCCGAGAUCUACGAUAGAUUGGUGUAUUUCAGCAAAGCCUGUGCGCUGACAAGUUGCAUAACACGCGAUCAGCUCAGCACGGGGAAAACAUUAUACGAUAACGGAUGUCCCAAACAUAUUAGGUUUUGUAAUGAUUUGGAGGAAAACCCAACAGCAGAUAGGACAAAGAUAUCUAUGGUGUUAGCCGCCCAAAGAGGAGAGUUGGGCACAGGGUACGUAAUCGUUGACUAUGUGAGAGAGGUCGUUAUCAUGGCGUUUCGGAGCUCUACCACUACCCAAGAUUGGAUCAGCGACUUCACCACCUUGCCAAUCGACUACGAGCCUGUUUCAAAGGAGGACUACGAAGAGUUGAUUGAAAAGGGAGAGAUAAGGGAAUGUGCAAAUUGUAAAUUGCACCGUGGUUUCCAUAGGUUCACUGAGACGCUGAGCAGGGAGUUCUUGGAUAGAAUGGAGCAGAUACUUGAAAGGUAUCCAAAUUAUAAAACUGUUGUCAUAGGGCAUUCGUUAGGUGGAGCAAUGGCAAGUAUUGCAGCCAUCGAGCUCAGAUUGAAAGGUUACCAUCCAAUGGUGCUAAUGUACGCACCUCCAAAAAUCUUCAACUCCGAAAUGAAGGAAUGGGUAGACGAACUAUUCGAAACACGAGAGAUUCAUGAACAGAUUAUGGAGUCCGGGGUAAUGAAGUUCAACAAGGGUUUCUUCAGAGUGGUCCAUGCCCAGGAUUAUAUUCCUAUGAUUCCGCCUUUUUUCGAGUCUGCAGGUGUCGAGAUCUUCAUCAACAAAAGAGAAAUUCCGCACACGAUCGAUGACUUGGAGUAUCGAGGGAUAUAUAACAUCCCGGUAGCAGAAAUGACGAUAAGGGAUAAUAUGAAUAAGUUGGCGAGAAAGUGGUUGCACACUUAUGAACAUCAAAACUACUUCAUAACACUGAUGGGAUGUAAGGGCUUUUAG
Huiozyma naganishii CBS 8797 is the source of this 1041-nucleotide messenger RNA. RefSeq names its product putative lipase (gene LIH1). Gene Ontology annotation, biological process: lipid metabolic process. The transcript has a single exon. The coding region runs from base 1 to 1041 and encodes 346 amino acids. NCBI's taxonomy places the organism in Eukaryota, Fungi, Ascomycota, Saccharomycetes, Saccharomycetales, Saccharomycetaceae. The record is from RefSeq and is a predicted model, not a curated record.